ACAAAAAAAUAAAUAAAACGGAAUAACUCUCCAAUUACCGUUCCAAAGUGUUCCUUCCGGCAAUCGGGUAUGAACCGUGACGCUGUACAGUGCAAUCGCUACAAGGCACACAAUCACCAUGAAGCAGGUUUUUAUUGGACAAAUCGUUCACUGCACAUCGCUGGAUGAGCUGGAGAUAUUUGAGGAUGGAUUCGUAGCUGUUAACGACGGCAAGGUAAACCGACUUUAGCGAUAAAUCCUAUACAAACUGUGGAACCCAACAAAUGGUCUUCCAGCAUCUGAGUACGAGCGAAUUUUGUUAUCACCAUCGCAAUUUCUUCUUCCUGGAUUCAUUGAUUGUCACAUACAUGCGCCCCAGGUUCCUAACAUUGGUCUCGGGUUAGAUAAGCCCUUGCUGGAGUGGUUGGAGUCGUACACCUUCCCGCUGGAGGCUAACUAUCGUGACGCAGAGUUUGCUUCACGAGUGUACAAGUAUGUGGUGAACACCACCAUCAAUCAUGGUACGACAACGGCAUGCUAUUUUGGUUCCAUUUUUACGGAAACCAACAAAAUUUUGGUUGACGAAAUGGUGCGUCAGGGACAGCGGGGCUUUGUUGGAAAAGUGUCUUCCAAUCGAAUGUGUCCGGAUUUCUACGUAGAGUGCAAUACGGAAACAUCUGUAAAGGACAACAUAGAUUUCAUACGGUAUGUAACGGGGCUGAAAAGUGCUUUGGUAAGUCCCAUUGUCUCGCCCCGGUUUGCCAUUACCUGUGACGAGGAGCUGUUGCGUGAGCUUGGAAAUCUAGCCAAACAGUACAAUCUCAACAUCCAAACGCAUGUGUCGGAAAAUUUGGGAGAAAUCGAAACGGUCAAGCAGCAGUUUCCUCGGGCGCCACACUAUUCCGGAGUGUACGAUGAAGUUGGACUGCUAACGGACCGAACCGUAUUGGCUCACGGCGUGCAUCUUGAAGAUGCAGAGUUAGAGGUACUUUCCGCACGUGGCACAUCCAUUGCACACUGUCCAAGCUCGAACACCAAUCUAGGGUCUGGGUUUUGCGAUGUACGCCGUUUGUUGAAUGCUCGCGUUAAAGUAGGUUUAGGCACGGAUAUAUCCGGUGGCAGUGAGAUAAGCAUACUGGCUGCGAUGCGUGCUGCACUUGGCGUUUCGCAGCAUUUAAUCUUCAUGAAAACGCAAGACGUGAAAGGAACGGGAAGGAUCGAACAGACUGCAGCUCAAGAUGGAGAGAAAUACAUUCCACUAACGUACAAACAGGCCCUCUUUUUGGCCACUCUAGGUGGUGCUCAAGCACUCGCACUGGACAAGCAGGUGGGCAACUUCACGAAAGGUAAACAGUUUGACGCUCUGCUGAUCGAUACGGAUCCGCAGCCCAUCGGAGGCUAUAAACUACCGCCGAGCUUAACGGAGGAAAAAACCAAAGUGCAAUUAUUGUUGGAGCUUGUUCAAAAGUUCGUGUACGUCGGUGAUGAUCGAAACAUAGUGAGUGUGUAUGUUGCUGGAAAGCAAAUUAAAGCAUAA
This is a messenger RNA of Anopheles maculipalpis, 1516 nucleotides long. It is a transcript of the gene DhpD, whose product is annotated as guanine deaminase. The record is from RefSeq and is a predicted model, not a curated record. Gene Ontology annotation, biological process: guanine catabolic process. Gene Ontology annotation, cellular component: cytosol. Gene Ontology annotation, molecular function: zinc ion binding; guanine deaminase activity. NCBI's taxonomy places the organism in Eukaryota, Metazoa, Arthropoda, Insecta, Diptera, Culicidae. The transcript has 5 exons.